AUGCGGGACUCGGAAGCGGUCUUUAAAGAGCCGAAAUACGCACUGUCAAAUGCGUCUACAGUGGGAGAUAUACCGCAAGGGGAGAUCCCCUUACCACAGGGUCUACCAAUACCCGAGGGUGGUUUCAAGAUUCUGCAACAACCAAAGUUUGCGUUAUCGAACGCAUCAACGGUGGGGAGUCCGUUCCCGGGAAGUGGUUUCAAAGUUGAGGUUGAACCUGCGGUACCUCUGCCACCUAAACCUGUCACCGAACUCCCCUUUCCUGAGGGAGGGCUUGCUGGUUGGGCGACAGCUCUUGGGGCAUUUCUUAUUCAGUUCUGUGGCUUUGGAUACUCGACUUCUUACGGCGUGUUUCAAGAUUUCUACGUCCGUGAAUAUCUUACAAAGGAAAGCUCAUCUGCUAUUGCAUGGAUUGGAAGCAUCAAUGCAUUCCUCGUUAUCUCUGGUGGACUGCUGGCCGGUCGAAUUUACGACAGAGGGCACUUUUAUGCGCUCCUGUGGGGAGGAUCUACAUUGAUCUCGUUUUCCUUGUUCAUGCUGUCUCUUACCAAAGAGAACCACUACUAUCAGAUUUUGUUAUCCCAAGGAUUCGGAGUUGGUAUUGGAAUCGGAAUGAUAUACGUUCCCUCCGUGGCCAUACUCUCGCAUUACUUUCGACGGAGACGGAAUUUGGUAAUGACUGUUGUUGCCGCUGGAUCAUCACUUGGAGCUGUUGUGCAUCCUAUUAUGCUUAAUAACACAAUCCCCAAAAUUGGAUUCGCCAAAGCGACCCGCGCAAAUGCUGGCUUAGUCUCUGGACUACUUUUCGUGGCGUGCUUGAUCAUGAGGACAAGGCUUCCUCCUCCGUCAAGCACCCCAGAUCUACGAAAAUCUCUCAUCAAAUUUUCGAAGGACAAAGCAUAUAUAUGCUGUACUUUAGGGUUCUUUUUCUUCAUAAUUGGAUUCUAUUACCCAAUAUUCUAUCUGCAGUUGGAUUCAAUAACGCAUCAUUUAAGCCCCAACUUCGCGUUCUAUUCACUUGUGGUAAUGAAUGGAUCGUCCUUUAUGGGCAGAAUUUUUGCCGGCUUUACUGGCGGUGCAAUCGGCAUCGGAAAUCUUGUUGUUAUAUCCACAGCAAUCUGCAGUAUUUUGAUCUUCUGUAUGAUCUUCAUCUCCAGUGUGGCGAGUGUCGUUAUCAUCGCCAUUAUCUACGGCUUUUCGUCGGGUGCAUAUGUCGCUCUGAUGGCACCUAUGGUGGCCAAUCUUGCGGAUGACUUUUCCGAAAUUGGACUGCGCAUGGGAAUAGGUUUUACACUGGCUGGUUUUGGAGGCCUAGUCGGCACACCUAUUGAAGGAGCUUUGCUUACCUCACGCUACAUCUGGUGGAGACCAACCGUAUUUAGCGGAGUAAUGGCAACAACUGGAUGUAUAAUGUACAUUGGGAUGGUCCUGUUUCUGAAGCAAAAGAAGAAACGACAGGCGGCGGCGAAAGAUAUUGUCCUUGGGAGUAUCAAGGCAGCAGCGUAG
Messenger RNA from Psilocybe cubensis, 1506 nucleotides. RefSeq lists its product as uncharacterized. Gene Ontology annotation, cellular component: fungal-type vacuole membrane. The coding region runs from base 1 to 1506 and encodes 501 amino acids. Lineage: Eukaryota; Fungi; Basidiomycota; Agaricomycetes; Agaricales; Agrocybaceae. Gene Ontology annotation, molecular function: transmembrane transporter activity. The record is from RefSeq and is a predicted model, not a curated record. The transcript has 11 exons. Gene Ontology annotation, biological process: transmembrane transport.